AUGGGCGCCGAUAAAGCUGAUGGAAUUUUGGAGCAGUGCCCCGGGGAUGCGCUUGGCGAUGCGAUCUCCAAAGUAUUUCGCCACCUUUUAGCAAAUCUUCUAUUGGAGCCUGACAACCCAAAGUUCCGUGCUGUUCGACACGAGAAUGCCAUCAUUCGGAAAGCACUGGAACAAUUACCAGACGCCGUUGCAGAUUCUCUAUUUACUACUAUAGGCUUUGAGUUGGAAUGUAAUCCAAAUUCGGGAAUGAUUUAUAUAUUCAAGGGUGACGUGCAACAGUUGAAAGAAGCCGAUCGCUUUUUCUCAGAACUGGAAGAGAAGUUACAGAACAAAAAGGCAAUGGAUAUACAGCUUCACCUUACCGCUUUAAAAGCACGGGGCGAUACCCAGGGACGUGAAAGACGGGAACAAAUUCUUCAACAAAUUAAAGAUGACGCAGCCCACCGUCAGGAAGAAGCAACCAUCCGAGAAGCUAAUACGACACAAGAUCUCUUGAAUACUGAUGACUUCUCCUCUGUAGAAAAUCUGAAAGAGAAGGCUAGACUAACACUUUUAAAUACAGGAAGGGUGAGAAACUGUCUUUUUGAAGGACGUCACUUUGCGUUGCGACGAAUGCUACACGGAAGGGUAUAUGCGUGCAAAGAAGGCUGUGUAAAUGAGUGCCUAGAGGCCCAUUGGCACCUUCUUUCAGGAAAAAACCUGAUUUAUGCCUAUGUGGCACACUUAACACCUGACGCUUCCACUAUGAUACACCUAGGUGUAGAGCACGGUUAUCAAUACAACUCAUUACCUGGUACAGAACACUUUGGAAAAACCGUCCACUUUAGCGCAAAACGUGUAAAUGACGCUGAUGGAACAAUCGACUAUCUGAGGCAUCCCAAUCAACCGGCUGCUGUUUGUAUUUAUUGUGGUGUAAGCUUUUCUCAGUUGUUCCUGUAG
This is a messenger RNA of Trypanosoma grayi, 939 nucleotides long. RefSeq lists its product as hypothetical. The coding region runs from base 1 to 939 and encodes 312 amino acids. The transcript has a single exon. Lineage: Eukaryota; Euglenozoa; Kinetoplastea; Trypanosomatida; Trypanosomatidae. The record is from RefSeq and is a predicted model, not a curated record.